AUGAAUGCCCUAAAUGAAUCAAUGAAAUCCCUCCAAACGGAACCAGAAGCGAUCCGAGUUCUCAAAAAAAGAAAACACGAGCUGACAGCUGAUCUGAACACAGCCCGAAAACCCUGGCGGGCACAUGAGUCAUUUGACUUGAAGUUCUGGAGCCAAGCUACAAAGAUUGAAAAAAUCAAUCUUGAAAGGUCAGAAGUCGAUCGAAAAAUUUCGCUUGCAAGUUUUGAAGGUCAAGAGGAUGAAUGGGAGAAGACAGACGAGGCCAAAAGCAUAUUCGAAAAUAUUCGAGCCCAAGAGCAGACUAGGAAAAUCUGCGAAGAUAGGGUUGCCCAGCUGAAGAACGCCCCACCUUGUAGGAGCCUAAGGACAUCCUUUAUGAAACUCUUCACCACCUCCACUAUGGGAAUGGCCAUUAAGGCUACAGGAGCAGGAAGACGUGACACAAGCCAGCAGGCCAAUUUCCGUCACGCUAUGAUCGAAGUGUACGGGGCCAAGCAUCCAACUCAACCAUGGCUGUGGGAUCCCAUCAUUGGGGAUUAUGCAGAGGAGGAGUUCAUCCAAGCAUCUCAUCUGUUUCCCUAUAUGCACGGCCAAGAUACGAUGGAUGCGAUAUUCGGGAAAAAGAGGCCAGAAGAACUUUUCUCCCCCCGGAACGGGCUCCUUCUGCAUACAAGGCUGGAGCGCUAUUGGGAUGCUGGGAAGUUCGUAAUCGUCCCUGAUAUUCCGAGUUUUCAGGGCAACGCCCUGGUAUCUGCGGUCAAGUACUGGCUCGAGUGUGAGCCCCGGGAGUACCGUGUUAGGCUGAUCGACCCGGAUUGGGAGAAACUUGACGAGUCCGUCUCUAGACAGACGAGUCUGACAUUCAGACAGCUAGAAGGCCGUCCACUGAAGUUCCGUUCAGGCUUCCGACCAGCAGCUAGAUAUCUGUACUUCCAUUACUGUGUGCAGGUACUACGGAUGUGCUGGCAACAUAGCAGCCGCGGCAAGUCAAGCCAAGCCGCUGCACUUCUACAAGCAGAAAAGGGCAGGCCAUUCUGGGGGACUGCGGGAAGAUAUCUCCCGCACAAUAUGCUCUUGUCCCUCGUAGAGGAGAUGGGCCAUGAAUAUUCAUUCGUCAUGAACGGGGCUGCUGGAAGUCGGGCCAAUGACGAUAAACUUCUACUAGCCUUACUUUCGAAAAACGUCAAGGCCCGGCCAUCUAUUUUGGCCCCGGGGAUUUUCGAUAAUGCUUGUUCUUCGGAGGAAGACGUGUCUGGGGUUGAUGACUAUGACGACGAUGACGACGAUGACAACGAGGAUGAGUUGGGUGAGUAG
This is a messenger RNA of Penicillium mononematosum, 1314 nucleotides long. Its product is annotated as HNH endonuclease signature motif containing protein. NCBI's taxonomy places the organism in Eukaryota, Fungi, Ascomycota, Eurotiomycetes, Eurotiales, Aspergillaceae. The transcript has a single exon. The record is from RefSeq and is a predicted model, not a curated record. Bases 1 to 1314 code for a protein of 437 amino acids.